GUUACUCGUCAGGUCCCUCACAGAGGCCUCCACUGGGUCGGUGACCACGAGGGAGGCGCAUCGCCUAUAGAAAGCCUCCAUCCUCCACCUUCUGCUCCUCCUCUUCCCUCUGUGAGACCGCCUCCAUCCACGGCUGAUCCCAGUGGAGCACCCCGGGCGCACUCGAGUCGAAAGCUCGACCAAAGGCCUCGU
Perkinsus marinus ATCC 50983 is the source of this 192-nucleotide messenger RNA. RefSeq lists its product as hypothetical. Lineage: Eukaryota; Perkinsozoa; Perkinsida; Perkinsidae. The transcript has a single exon. The annotation marks the transcript as partial. The record is from RefSeq and is a predicted model, not a curated record.